This is a messenger RNA of Physcomitrium patens, 4143 nucleotides long. RefSeq names its product microtubule-associated protein TORTIFOLIA1. Gene Ontology annotation, molecular function: microtubule binding. Lineage: Eukaryota; Viridiplantae; Streptophyta; Bryopsida; Funariales; Funariaceae. Gene Ontology annotation, cellular component: microtubule. The record is from RefSeq and is a predicted model, not a curated record.
UUGCGUUAUCUAUUACACGUUUUCUUGAGUUUCAGAACCUACAAUUCUACAUUCGAGUUACUUUACGGAGGUUAACCAGGCACAGGACUACCCGCUAAUAACACAGCUUGGCGCUGUCCACCGUCACAACAUCCUUCAACGCUUCACACGAUCCCUUCCUAUAUACCCGUGAGCUGACAAGGGAGUUGUCGAGAAACCCGACGAACUGAAUUAGCACACAACCACUCAAUGGGUUUCGAGUGUUUCUUGAACCCACCACGUACAGCAUGAAACCAGUGGGACCUCUGUAAGAAGCCUUGACGCUUUCAACUCGAUUCAUUUGACGUUGUAAAUGACAAUACAGAGACAAAAGUAGGAUUUUCUUUUUACCUCUUUCCGUGACAAAGACGGCCCCCACAACGCCCCCCAGAAGGUUCGGAGGAGCAAGACGAUGAUGAAGGUGCAAUGAGUGAGGUCGAAUCUGAGAAUGGAUCAUCAAUAAUCCAGCUGGGAGAUUAAUCGACGAGACUCAGGAGGAAUAUUUUUCACGACCACGCCGAUUCCAAACAAAAUGGCAGUGCAUCUGACACAGCUUCGGACACGCUCAUUUAUCACCCUGGACCGCAGUGCCUUUUUGUGUAUGAAGUACCAGUGAGGACACUGAGUUUUUCGAACUUUUGGGAUAUUUUGAUUACCAUGGCGGUGCAUCAUAUUCUUCGAGGCAUCUUCAAGCGUGAAACUGUUCAAUCUCUUCGUCAUUUUGUGAUUGCUGUGGGGCCUCAUUAAUUGGCGUUAAUGAUUUCAUGAUGUUGUAGGCCUUCUUGUUUUUGCUGCUAUGAUGUCGUUCGCUGUCGUUUCUUUGUUGGUAGUUGAUGAGGGGGUUCAGCGGUCCCAAAAGGUUUUCAUUUUAAUAUUUUAUGUUGAUGUUGAUGAUUUAGCGAUGAUUUGAGGGGUAUAUGUGUGAAGGAGUUGGGCAGGAGUUUCACAAUGCGUGAUUCGGUGGGAGUUUGGAACAAUGUGGGGAUGGAGCUCAGGCAUGUUGGUUGGGUCGGAUUAGACAUUUUGAUUGCCGCUGUGGAGGUGAGAAUUUUUGCGUUUGGUUAGUUUUGUGUCAUGGCGAUGUGUGGAGGGCCGAGAGGGAGGAAAAGAGGGGGAGGGCCUAUCCCAGGGAAGGGCGUGUUGUUGCUGGAGCUUAAGAGUCGCAUUUUGGCGACGAUAAAUAAGCUAUCAGAUCGAGAUACGCAGCAGCUGGCGGUGGAGGAGCUAGAGCGCAUUGCCCAGAAUUUGACUUUGGAUGGAAUUUCGCUCUUUCUGGCCUGCUUACACGACACUGAUGCGCAGCAGAAGAGCUUGGUGAGACGGAACUGCAUCAGGCUGGUUGGGACGCUUGCCAGCCUCCAUGGAGACUUAAUGGCCUGCCACCUGCCGAAGAUGGUGGGAAAUAUUGUGAAGAGGUUGAAGGAUCCAGAUUCCAAUAUUCGUGAUGCCUGCGUUGAUACCAUCGGAAUUUUGGCUUCACAAAUUGGAGGAAGUGAUGGUGGCUUUACCAUUAAUGUAUUCAUGAAACCUUUGUUGGAGGCUUUGGCGGAGCAGCACAAGACCUUGCAGACUGGAGCUUCCAUGUGUCUGGCGCGCGUCAUUGAAAAUACCAGGGAUCAGGACCUUCACACUCUGCAUCGUCUUAGUCCUCGAAUUUUGAAAAUGCUUGGUAGCCCUAACUUUCUGGCCAAGGCGCCUCUUCUCAACGCUGUGGGAGCCAUCUUCCAGGUUCCUGGAGUGGUUUCCAUAUCUCAACUACCCCUGUUGCUUGGCUCCGUCCAAGACGAACUUGAUAGUAGUGAGUGGAUGGUGCGGAAAGCAGCAGCUGAUGCACUCUCUAGCAUGGCCACGGCAGCGGGAGGCUCAUUGGGAUCCUACAGGGGAAGUGUGCUCGCUGCUUUAGAGAAUAGCCGGUUUGAUAAGGUCAAGCCUGUUCGAGACAGUGUUAUUGAAGCAUUGCAGCUUUGGAAAUCUGUCAAUGACCCAAAUAAACUACCAAGUAACACACCAGCUGGAAGCCAUGAUUCAGCCUCUUCAACGAGUAUUUUCGAAGGAGGUGCUACACCUCCUAAUUCAGAUCGCAAAAACAGUUUACGGGGCUCAGUAAAUUCUUCAUCAUCUGAUAUAAUCGGAAGACCUAGAUCCGUCUGCGACAAACGAGCAGUUGCUGUGAAGAAAAGAACGCCACUUUUAGGCGAUAAGAAACCCAAUCCUGUUUUUUCGCGGAAGUUGGAUAAUGCGAAAGAUUCGAUCGACUCAAAUCAUGUUGCUUUUCCACGUGACUUACCUCAGGUAGUGAGUCCAAGAGGUGGAGCUGCAAGCAAUGAGCAGCUCGUUUAUUACGAUAAUUGCGCGGAGACUGCACCUACUAGUGCAUAUGGUGCAGAUGGUUGGUUCACCCCUGAGGAGGGUAAUGGUGUGGAUCAAAAUUUUGACCAGGAAGAAGGCAGGGAACUCAAUCCGCUAACAGAAAAUGGUAACUGUUACGAACAUCCCAAUCCAUCAGUACAUCAGGAUAGAUCGGAGACAGAGAAUCAUGAGAGAUGGAGAAAUCCACUUGCGAAUGGGAAUCAGAUUUGUGAGGAUGAAUCAACUUGUAUCGUCUCUUCAACGAAUGAUGGUUACAAGGCUACCGCCGACACGGGAGCCACUCAGCGCCACUCUCAUAGCUUGGAACAUCAACAUCUGUCUAUGAUGAAAAUGCUGCAGGACUCGAUGGCACGUAUACAUGAUAGUAUACAUGAUUUAGAAGGACGAGUAGCUAGGCUGGAGCAGAUCGUGGAGGAUUUAGCUCAAAGUUCCGUCACUACAGAUGGGAGGUCUCAGGUUGCUGAAUCACCCAGAUUUCAAGGUAGUCAUCAACUCGGCAAAUACCUCCUUGGUAAUGGGUUCUUGAACUCCAAGGGUGGAAAGGGGAACGAGGAUACUCUAGUGCCUGUAUGUUCGCGGAGUCGAGUUUCCUCAGAGAAGAUGGCUGAGUCUCGGUAUGGACGUUCAAAAGAGUUUUCUGUGCACUGUGGUCAUCAAACCCCAUCAGUGGCAGAAAUUUUGAGUCGGCCCAAUGUCCUGGGAUUAAGUUCAUUGCAUAGAGGCAACAGAGCCGAUGGAGAGAGCAAGGAGGGAAAUAGGAGGGUAGGCGUCCUCCCACAAGGAGAAGGUCCAUCUGCCCGAAGUGUUUGGCAUGCAUCCAAAGAUGAAGCUAUAGCGGCCAUUCGUGGUGCUUCUGCACCAAGCAAACCGCAUGGAAAGCAUGCCGGUUGGGAUUCUAGCGCUGAUCAGAAGCCGAUUAGGAUGGCGUCUGGACCGUUUUGGAUGUUGUGGAGCCAAGCUAUGGAGAGUGUUCGGUCAGGCGACCUGGAUGUGGCUUACAUAGAGAUUCUUGGCUGCAGUGAUGAGCUGUUAUUGGUACGCUUGAUGAGCCGAACUGGCCCAGUCUUGCAUCAACUCAAUGCUGGUACCGUCUCACAGCUUCUGGGUUAUAUCAAACGAUUUCUUCAACAGCAGAGCUUUAUGGAUUGCAUUAUUCCCUGGCUUCAGCAGGUAUCGGACUUGGUCUCAACUAAUGGUCCCGACACGCUUGGGCUUACUGGGGACGCGAAGAAGGACCUUGUUUUUACCAUGCAGGAGGCCUCUAGUAUGGAAUAUGCACAGAGCUGGAUGGGGACCAAAAUUGCUGAACUUGCUGAGACUGUGGGGAAUGUCUUGUCAUCAAGUGGAAGCAAUAGCACUGUGGAUAGCUGAUGUAAAUUACAACCUACAGUUCAGGUGGCUGCAAAGAUUGAAAGCCUGAAAUUGUGGUUCAGACCCAAGACAUCUCAAAGCUUCACCAGAAUGGUAUGUUGCUAUUACAAUUCAUUGUAGGUAUCUGUAUUUUUAGAAAAUACCAGAAAAUUUAUUUUCUUGAUUGGAUGGAGUAUAGCCUAUUCAAAAAUAUUUUACUCGAAGGUUUGCGGAUCCAUGUUCACACAGUGUUUCACUGGUUUUCAUUCCUUCAUAUUACAGUAGCAGUCAAUUCUUCAACAAAUAUGACUCCCUCAGAGUUGGCAAAAUAUUAAAAGAUCAUUUUUCCAUGUAUCUAUUUAUUUUAUUUUUCAAGAAUAUUAAUUCUUCGUUUUUGAAUCUGAA